UCUGACAGCGUUGAGUAGACGGAGCAGACACGCUGGUUCUGGACUAUACAGUUGACCUAGAAUGGCACAGAACGGAACAACAGAGAACGGAGUGGCCGACGGGAUUCCAGCUUUGCCUUUUCCUCAGCCUGUCAAAGUCCAGGAGGUCAGACACACGAAGAUUUUUAUCGGCAAUGAAUGGCACACAUCCAGCCGAGGAAGGACCUUUCCGACGUUCAACCCGGCCACAUGUGUCAAGAUUUGUGAUGUUGAGGAAGCAGACAAGGAAGAUGUGGACAAGGCGGUGGAGGCAGCAAAGGCGGCCGGGCAGAGAGGCUCUCUGUGGCGGAGAAUGGACGCAUCCAGCCGCGGGAGGUUGCUGCAUACCCUGGCAGACCUGAUGGAGAGGGACCGGCUCCUGCUGGCGGUGGGAUCAUUGCCUACCCUGGAGACUCUGGACACAGGGAAGCCCUUCCUGCAGGCUUUCUUCAUCGACCUGGAGGGCAGCAUCAAAACCCUUCGUUACUACGCGGGCUGGGCUGACAAGAUCCAUGGCAAGAGUCUGCCUGUAGAUGAAAGUUUUGUGUGUUUAACCAAACACGAGCCCAUUGGCGUAUGUGGAGCCAUCAUUCCAUGGAACUUUCCUCUGCUGAUGUUCAUGUGGAAGAUAGCGCCGGCCCUGAGCUGUGGAAACACUGUGGUCAUCAAGCCUGCAGAGCAAACCCCCCUUACGGCCCUCCACGUUGGAUCACUUAUCAAUGAGGGUAUCACAUCACUGGGGAUUCCCCACACUAACAUGUCUGGGUUGCCAUCUCAGGCAGGUUUCCCUCCUGGAGUUGUGAACAUCGUUCCAGGGUUUGGUCUCACGGCUGGAGCAGCCAUUGCCAGCCACAUGGACAUCAACAAGGUGGCCUUCACUGGUUCUACAGAGGUCGGCCAGCUGAUUAAAGAAGCGGCAGCCAAAAGUAACCUGAAAAGAGUUACUCUGGAGCUGGGAGGGAAGAACCCCUGCAUUGUGUUUGCUGACUGUGACUUGCAGCUGGCUGUGGAGGAAACCCAGAAGGGAGCUUUUUAUAACCAGGGUCAGUGCUGCACGGCUGCAUCUCGUGUAUUUGUGGAGAAAAGUAUUUAUGAAGAGUUUGUGCGUCGCAGCAUAGAAAAUGCCAAGAGGAUCGUCACAGGAGACCCAUUGGACCCCCAGACAUCACACGGGCCACAGAUCGACCGAAAGCAGUUUGACAAGAUUAUGGAUCUGAUAGAGAGUGGGAAGAAGGAGGGAGCCAGGCUGGAGUAUGGAGGAGCAGCUGUGGGCGAGAAGAGCCUCUUCAUUGAACCCACCAUUUUCUCAGAGGUCAAGGACCACAUGCGCAUCGCCAAGGAAGAGAUAUUUGGUCCCGUGCAGUGUAUAUUCAGCUUUGAGAGCCAGCAGGAGGUCAUAGAGAGAGCAAACAGCUCAAAAUAUGGCCUGGUGUCAGCAGUCUUCACAACGAGCAUGGACAGAGCUAUGUCUGUGUCUGCAGCCCUGGAGACUGGCACUGUCUGGAUAAACUGCUAUAACGCCCUUCAUGCCCAGACUCCCUUUGGAGGGUACAAGAUGUCAGGCAACGGACGAGAGCUUGGAAAGUACGCCCUGGCUGAAUACUCGGAGGUGAAAGCAGUUACCAUAAAACUGAGUAAAACUCUGUGAGAAGAAUCAGGACAGUCCAUCGCUCUGCACGUCCCAUUCCAUCAGGCCACAAUCACAAUCUUUACAACCCAUGCCCUCCCUUUGUCUUGAGUUAUGCUUGUGAUGUUGAGAAGGUUAGGCCAACGUGUCAGUUGGUCUAUAAAAUGUAUCAGCGCCCAAAAUGUCAUGUCGAUGGUACAGUUGUUGUAUGGGGGGGAGAUGGUAACCCCUGUCUCUGUUUAAAGAUGCUCUCUGGUGUCAGUAACCUCUUCCACUGGCUGCUGUGAGAGCUUUUGGUCUGGCAUUCACAGAAAGCUGACGUUAUCUAUUCCUGCUCUUCAUUGCGUCUAUGUUUAGGGUCCUUGCUCUUUGUACAUCCUUUGUUAUGUUUCCUGAAAAGUGUUUUCCUGACUCUGUGACUCUCUCUUUGAACAAAGAUGGGGUGGCUGUCUCGUCUCCAUAUGCAACCACCUAUUAUCAAGUGAUAAAAAUUCCAUUUGACAACAAAUGAACCAUCUCCAUGACAACACGGAAGAAACUUCACCAGCUUAUGAAGCCAAUGAGUUGGAGACCCACGGAUCACCUUCAGUGUCCCAGAAAAAGUAGUAUAAGGAAAUGAGAGGAUGUCUCUGGGGUUGUUUUCUGUCUUGUCCAUCAACCGAUGAGAGUUCAGAAUACUCCAGUGGUUAUAAUGAUACAAAUUUGCAUGUCUAGUUUGGUCCUUAAAGCAAAUUAUAUGCUGAUUAUAUGACAAAUAUAAAUGCACAAAAUAUAGCGACAAAUUAGUAUGACAGAAUUCUAGGGGUAAUAUAACACAGGUUUCUUCCGGUCACGUUAGGGUCAAUUGCUGAGCUAAAGUAAGCCAAAGGUGAAAGCCUGGGACUCUCCAGAACAGCAGGUCACACUCUGUCUCACCUCUCUGCCUGCUCGAGUCGACUGACUGACGCAGCUGUCUUGAAAAAGAUGCUCUCUGUGAUCCAUCUCCAACCUAUAUAACCCAGGGUCAAGACUGGGUUAUGAGUUGUAUGUGGCUUGAAUGCCACAUAAUGUGACUUAGGUUAACAUAGGUAAGCAUAGUGUCUUGUUUUGAAUCAAUAUCCCAUGGAAUCUCACACAUUAACCUUAUUUGGACACUUGAUGAAUCUCUGUAGGUCUAGGAGGGGGAAAUAAUCCCAGAUAUGAAGUGUCCUUCAGAUUAGGUUGUGGUACUGCAUUGUAUUCUCACUCUGUAUCGCUUUUGCCAGUCUCCCUGGACAGGCUUCAAUAAACAAUGCUUUGUAAGACAUCCUGAGAUUUCCUGAGACCUCCUAAGAAUUUCCAAAACAAUCAGCAAAGAUAGGGUUUUACAUUUGAAUUCCACCAGUUGUGUGCGUUCGUCAGUCUCCCUACAUGGGACAAUGAGGGAUGGUCAGAAAUGAAAACUGUUUUUUUAUCGUUGAGUAGCUGAUGCAUUGUUUCUAACCUGUUGUGAUCUAAUAUGAAUGUUCUCUCUCCUGAGGAGAAUGUACCUUCCCUUUCAAAUGUUGGAAGGAACUCCAUUUCCUGUCCCAGAUAAGGUAACAUUUACCUUGCCAGUAACAUGUUAGUACUGUAACAGCAGCGAUGUUAUUAUUGCACAGAUAGUUGUGUGUUUAUUAUCACACAUGGGAAACAAGUCUGUCUCUCCAUUUUUCUCACAUUAGUUUUGUAUUUAAAUAGAAAUUAUGAAUAAAGAAAAUUGAAUACA
Messenger RNA from Micropterus salmoides (largemouth bass), 3371 nucleotides. RefSeq names its product aldehyde dehydrogenase 1 family, member A3 (gene aldh1a3). NCBI's taxonomy places the organism in Eukaryota, Metazoa, Chordata, Actinopteri, Centrarchiformes, Centrarchidae. The record is from RefSeq and is a predicted model, not a curated record. Gene Ontology annotation, molecular function: aldehyde dehydrogenase (NAD+) activity. The transcript is spliced from 13 exons. Bases 62 to 1666 code for a protein of 534 amino acids.